Prosopis cineraria is the source of this 1516-nucleotide messenger RNA. RefSeq names its product probable ribose-5-phosphate isomerase 2. The coding region runs from base 400 to 1185 and encodes 261 amino acids. Gene Ontology annotation, biological process: pentose-phosphate shunt, non-oxidative branch. The transcript has a single exon. Gene Ontology annotation, molecular function: ribose-5-phosphate isomerase activity. The record is from RefSeq and is a predicted model, not a curated record. Lineage: Eukaryota; Viridiplantae; Streptophyta; Magnoliopsida; Fabales; Fabaceae.
UCCACGCUCCAUCCAACCCAAUCUCAUCUUAUCACUCUAUCACGUACUUCUCGUUCUUCGUCAUCUCACCACCACACAUUCUGUUUGGUUAAACUGUCACUCUUCCUCAUCUCUCUCUCUCUCUCUCUCUCUCUUUCUCGUCUCUUUCUUUUGGGUUCCUUUCGUUUCUUUGUUUCUCUUAAACCGCAUUACCCAAAUUCUCAGUUUCUGGUGGAAGUCUCGGUCUUUAUUCGAAUCUUCCCAGGAUUUUUCCCUGAUAUCUUACUCGGUUUCUUUCAUUUUCCUCUGAUUUUGUUUCUUCCCCGUUAAAGUUUCUGUCCUGAUUUGAUUCUUACCUGAGAUUGACUGACUCAUUUUAGUGUUUUAGCCUUCGAAAGUUUUAUCAUUCAAGGUUCGCAAAUGGCAGCCAUUGACACAGCUCUUGUGGUUCCUUCUUCGCCUACGCCGUCUUCGUCGUCGUCCCCUGUGAUUCUAACCCAAGAUGAGCUCAAGAAAAUCGCCGCCUACAAGGCCGUCGAGUACGUCGAGUCCGGCAUGGUCCUGGGUCUCGGAACCGGCUCAACAGCGAAGCACGCGGUGGCCCGAAUCGGCGAGCUUCUAAAACAGGGCAAGCUCGAGAACAUCAUAGGAAUACCUACAUCGAAGAUGACUCAGGAGCAAGCCGUGUCUGUCGGAAUCCCACUAUCAGAUCUCGACUCUCACCCCAUCGUCGACCUCGCCAUCGACGGCGCCGACGAAGUCGACCCGGAUUUGAAUCUAGUAAAAGGCCGAGGCGGGUCGCUUCUGAGAGAGAAAAUGAUAGAGGGAGCUUGUAAGAAAUUCAUCGUCAUCGUCGACGAGACCAAACAAGUGAAGUAUCUGGGAGGUAGUGGAUUGGCCGUGCCAGUGGAAAUCGUACCAUUUUGCUGGAAAUUCACUGCUUCGAGGCUUCAAAAAAUGUUUGAGGAUUCAGGUUGUGAGGCAAAGCUGAGAACUUCUGGGGAAAACGAAAAACCCUUCGUGACUGAUAAUGGGAAUUACAUCGUGGAUUUGUAUUUCAAGAGAAGUAUUGGAGAUUUGAAGGCUGCAAGUGACGCAAUCCUGCGACUUGCUGGAGUUGCAGAGCAUGGAAUGUUUCUGGACAUGGCAACAACGGUGAUCGUAGCAGGUGAACUAGGUGUCACAGUGAAGAACAAGAAGAUUUAAUCAGAGCAUUAAUACACAAGAGCCUUACAAUUUUCAGAUUUCAUUAACUUAACUUCACAUUUUGUUGUGUCAUGGUAUUUUGUACUAGUUGUACUGUGUUGAGAGAGCGAAGCUGGAGCCUGAGGGUAAUUAAAUUAAAGUAUUAAACAUCUAACGCAAUAUAUGUCAUAGCAUUAAAUAAAUGUCUUGAUAGUGAUUCACUGGGGAGAGGCUAUCUGAUCUUCUAGUUUGUAAGAGGCAGGAGACACCGUCUACGGUAUAGGACGUUGUUUUUUUUCCCCUAAUAUCCAAAAUAUAAAUAAUUUUGUAUUUGUAAGUUUUUCUUUUCACA